Messenger RNA from Trichoderma citrinoviride, 1083 nucleotides. RefSeq lists its product as hypothetical. Lineage: Eukaryota; Fungi; Ascomycota; Sordariomycetes; Hypocreales; Hypocreaceae. Gene Ontology annotation, molecular function: GTPase activity. The record is from RefSeq and is a predicted model, not a curated record. The coding region runs from base 1 to 1083 and encodes 360 amino acids. Gene Ontology annotation, cellular component: cytoplasm. The transcript is spliced from 3 exons.
AUGCCCUUUGCGCAGCUAGUACUCGGCAGCCCCGGCUCGGGCAAGAGUACCUACUGCGAUGGCAUGCACCAGUUCAUGGGCGCCAUUGGGCGCGCGUGCUCCGUCGUGAACCUCGAUCCCGCCAACGACCACACAAACUACCCCUGCGCUCUCGAUAUCCGCGACCUGGUCAAGCUGGAGGACAUUAUGCGCGAAGACCGCUUGGGGCCCAAUGGCGGCAUUCUAUAUGCUCUCGAAGAGCUCGAGAACAACUACGAAUGGCUAGAGGAAGGCCUGAAAGAGCUUGGGGAAGACUACUUUCUGUUCGACUGUCCCGGUCAGGUCGAGCUCUACACGCACCACAACUCAUUACGAAACAUAUUCUACAAGCUCCAAAAGGAUCUUAAAUUCAGAUUUGUCUGCGUACAUCUCACGGAUAGCUAUUGCCUCACCCAGCCAUCCCUCUAUGUAUCCAACGUCCUCCUCUCGCUCCGAGCCAUGAUUCAGAUGGACAUGCCGCACGUCAAUGUGCUUUCCAAGAUUGACAAAGUGGCCUCGUAUGACGAGCUGCCGUUCAACCUGGAAUAUUAUACCGAUGUCGACGACCUCACAUACCUGACGCCGUACCUCGAGGCUGAGUCCCCCGGAAUGCGGAACGAGAAAUUCGGCCGACUGCACGAGGCGAUAGCGAAAAUGAUUGAGAACUACGGCCUGGUGCGGUACGAGGUCCUGGCAGUGGAGAAUAAGAAGAGCAUGAUGCAUCUGCUCCGUGUGAUUGAUCGCGCAGGAGGCUAUGUCUUUGGCGGCGCUGAAGGCGCCAAUGACACUGUAUGGGCCGUCGCCAUGAGAAAUGAAUCGUCGAUGCUCGAUGUGCAGGACGUGCAGGAGCGGUGGAUCGACCACAAGGAAGAGUACGACCGUCUCGAGCAAGAAGCCGAAGAAGAGGAGCGGAGGAGGGUAGCCGAGGCGAACGGGAUGGAUGUGGACGAAGCCGAGGCAGACCCAGCUCCCCCUUCCAAUCCAGAGGCAGAAUUUGACCCUGAUUUUGGCGAUAUGACGGUACCGGCGGACAGCGGUGUCAAGGUAGUUAGAAAGAAGAAGUAA